Molecule: messenger RNA, 3231 nt
Organism: Trichoderma aggressivum f. europaeum
Lineage: Eukaryota; Fungi; Ascomycota; Sordariomycetes; Hypocreales; Hypocreaceae
Exons: 4
Coding region: 1-3231 (1076 amino acids)
Molecular function (GO): protein binding
Source: RefSeq, a predicted model, not a curated record
AUGGCUGGCCGUCUCUUCUCUCGUUUCAAACGGAAGAGUAAGAACCGUGAUGGAACAAAGAGCUCUUCGGGCCUGGUGUCCGAGGCUGGAGCUUCACCAGCCAGAAGCGUAUUAAUUGCAGCUACGACUUCCCAAGAAACAAAAGCUAUUAUAAACGACAAAUCUGAGGAGCCUCAACCCGUCGAUAUGUCGGAGAGUGUCAAAACAAAUGAUGACUGUGACUUAUGGUCUCGGGCCUACCAACAACUGGAUGAUAAAGCUAAAAAAUGGAUCGGCGAUGCCUCCAAAAGCGUUAGUGGUCAGGAGAGGACCCAAGACCUCAUCACACUGGUUCGAAAUAGAGAAGAAGAGUACAAGGAUGGAACUCUCAAAAUCAGGAUUGGUGAUUCCGAGAUUAUGUGGAGAGAUUACGCCGACAGUGUGGUGUCGUGGAUAACAGCAAUUGGGGACAUCUCCAUCAACUUUGCCCCUGCAGGUUCCUCAGUCGCAUGGGCAUAUGAAGACGUGUACCUCAGUGGCGGCUCUUGUAACGGGGCAACAGAAAAUCUAAAGGAUGCCCUCGUUGAUCUAUACAAGGGACUAAUGGAGCUCCUCGCCCACGCCUUUGUGCGCCUAAAUGAGGGUCAAGGGAAGCAGUUCCUGCGUGCCCUCGUCUCUGGUGAAGAAGGUGUAAAGUUGGUAUCGGCACUUACAGAACAAGAACGCAAAGUGUCAAUGGCUGCUCAAGGUUGUGGUGCAGUUGCAUCGCAAGAGCAUCAAAAGCUCCUCAGAAAUCUCGAUGAACCAAUGAAAAACAUUGAUGAUACCGUAAAGAAACUACUACAGAAGGUCGAGGAUCGUACAGUAGAACAGGCGCUGGAAUAUAUCAGCACUAUACCGAUCGGCGAACAUCAACAAGAAAAGCGUGAAGCAAGGACACCUGGCACGUGCGAAUGGUUAUUAAAUCAUUCCAAGUUUAUUGAAUGGGAAAGAUCAAGCUAUUCUUCGACGUUAUGGCUUCAAGGAAACGUCGGUGCGGGGAAGUCAUUCCUUACCUCCAAAGUAGUCGACUACCUUCCUACUACCCAUCAACAGGAGGCCGAAUAUGAUGAAGGCUUUGCCUACUUCUAUUGCAGUCGUUCAGAUCCGGAACGUCGACAGGCAAAGUAUAUCCUGAGGAGCUAUGUUUCUCAGCUUGCCAGGAUACCAAAUCAUCCAACUAUGAUUGAGAGGAAUAUCCUCACUUUAUAUCUAAAGGCGAGAGAAGAGAAGAGAGGCUUCAGUAUCCUUGAAUGUGAGGCAGCCUUGAUGCAACUCAUUAACUUCUAUUCGCGGACUAUCUUAGUCUUAGACGCUCUGGAUGAAUGUGAGAUGGACGCUAGAGAGGCACUCGUUCGUAUUUUGCACAAUCUUGUCUCCAAGGGCGAUGGCACCGUCAAAGUUUUUAUUGCCAGCCGUAAAGAGGCUGAUAUUGAAGAAUACCUUGGUCUGAAGAACCUGGUUGAGAUAAGUACUGCUGACAACGAGGAAGACAUUGAGAAAUAUGUUGAAAAGGAGAUAGCAAAGGUUGACGGCAUAUGGAGGUCUGUUUCUGCAGAAGUCAAGGAGCAGGUCAAGAAGACAAUUAGAGAGCAAAGUGAUGGAAUGUUUCGAUGGGCAUAUCUUCAAUGGGAAGAGCUCAAAAAGCUAAGAACCAACCAACGCAUCCGUGAGCGUCUUGGAAAGCUUCCUAAAAGUCUCACAGAAGCAUACGAAGAGAUCUAUUCAGAAAACGAAGAAAAGGAUGUCCUACAACGGGUAGUCAAAUGGGUGUUAUGUGCUAGACGGCCAUUAACAAGCGAAGAGCUUCUAAUGGCCAUCCGUUUAGAGAGAAACCUUGAGUCUCUUACUAUAUCCGAUCCCAUCGACGAGUCUACCUUGGAGAGCAUCUGUUCACACUUGGUUGUCUUAGACUCUCAAUUAAAGGUGUGGAAAUUUCCACAUGCAUCAGUUGCAGAGUACUUCGAGAAUCAACAUAAGAGCUGGAUAGAUAAGGCUUCUGAAGAUGUGGCGAUUCUGCUGAUUUCGUGCUUAAUCGAUUGCUACUCGAACUGGACACUCUUUGGAUCGGAUGAUUCAAUCGAAGAAUUCCUCGUGACGGCACCAAACCUGGAAAACUAUCUGGAUCCACGACACCCUCUCCAGAAGUAUGCGAGGAAAUAUUGGUCAAACCAUGUGCAAAAUACUCUAAACGAUUGCGAAGAGGUGGCAGGUCUAUCAGAGAUUCUUAAACGCUUUUUAGGGGCUGAAGGUCCUCAAAAAUCCUCCAGUCAACAAUACCAGGCAUGGUGCAGACACAUGGGCAUUGAAAAAGAUCUUGAUAGCCGCUUUGACGUGAGCGAUAUAAACCCCGCAGAAAAGUCUAUUUUUGGGAUUUGUGCUUUUUCUCUUCACAAGUUGCUUGAGGGCUGGUGGGAUGAAGGCAUUGAUGUCUCACAAGUCAAUAAGAAGGGGCUGGAUUUACUCGCAAUCGCCGCAAAGUACGACCAUAAUGACCUUUGUUCCGAGCUUAUCAGCAGGGGCAGCGAUAUAAACAAAGAGCUGGAUAGUUACUGGGGGAGCGCGUUCCUGGAAGCCAUCGGUGAAUCACACAUCAAAACGGCAAUGCUGUUCCUAGAAAAGGGUGUCAAUCCAAAUCUCAUGGGCCAGGGUAGAAGCCCGCUCUGUCACGCUGUCUGUUUUGCAAGUGGUUUGGUUGAACCUCUUCUUACGGCUGGAGCGGACCCCAACAUCACUUGCACAGGCUGCUGGCUUGUUUGUGCCUUGGAAGCAGCUGCCCUAUCUGAUAGAGUUAACGCCGCACAGCUCUUGAUAAAAUACGGGGCAAAUGUGAGCUUGACGACUAAAGACAGCGAGUGCGGCAGUCCUCUGGCAAGAGCCGCAUACCAAGGUUCGAUGGGAUGUGCAAAGCUUUUUGUGGAGAAUGGAGCCGACGUGAACGCCCAUCUCAAUGGCGAUUAUGGCAGUGUUUUAGCUGCUGCGAUAUUCGGAUGGGGGGGAGUUGAGGUGGUCAAGUACUUGAUUGAGGAGGCGGGAGCGGAUCCAGCCGUCUUAUCCUUGAAUCCGCCGCCGCGACCUCCUGUCAUUCGCGGCAGUCGGCAUGCUGAAAGGAAGAAAAUAGCAAAGUAUCUCAUAGAGGGGGGCUAUGUCCAAGAGAGUGUCCUGCUUAACAUUUUCUUCCCCAAGGAAGAUCUCCCGGGAAUGGAAGAGUGA